GCCCGGGGGCAGUGGAGCCGAUGUCGGCCUUGAGGCGCUCGGGCUACGGCCCCAGUGACGGUCCGUCUUAUGGGCGCUACUACGGGCCUGGGGGUGGAGAUGUGCCCGUGCACCCACCUCCGCCCAUAUAUCCUCCCCGCCCCGAACCCCCCCAGCCUCCCACUUCCUGGCGAGUGCGCGGGGGCGGCCCGGCUGAGACCACCUGGCCGGGAGAAGGCGGAGGAGGCGAUGGCUACUAUCCCUCUGGAGGCGCCUGGUCGGAGCCGGGUCGGGCUGGAGGAGGACACCAGGAGCAGCCACCAUAUCCUAGCUACAAUUCCAACUAUUGGAAUUCUCCUGCCCGACCUCGGGCUCCUUACCCAAGUACAUAUCCUGUAAGACCGGAAAUGCAAGGCCAGAGUUUGAAUUCUUAUACAAAUGGAGCAUAUGGCCCACCAUACCCCACUGGCCCUGGGACAAAUACUGCCUCAUACCCAGGGGCUUAUUACACAUCCGGGUAUGCUCAGACCAAUUACUCCACAGAGGUUCCAAGCACUUACCGUUCACCUGGCAACAGCCCAACCCCAGUCUCUCGUUGGAUGUAUCCCCAGCAGGACUGCCAGACUGAAGCAGCCCCUCUUAGGGGGCAGGUUCCAGGAUAUCCUGCUUCACAGAACCCUGGAAUGAGCGUGCCCCAUUAUCCUUAUGGGGAUGGUAAUCGUAGUGUUCCACCACCAGGACCAACUGUACGAUCCCAGGGGGACUCCUGGGCUCCUCCGGGUGCUUAUGGCAUGGGAGCCCGUUACCCCUGGCCUUCAGCUGCCCCCUCAGCACCACCUGGGAGUCUCUACGUGAGUGAGAGCGCUUCAUCAUGGCCAAGCAGUGGCUCUCCUCGGCCACCUCCUUCCCCCCCAGCCCCACAGCCCAAGGAUUCCUCAUACCCCUAUAGCCAAUCAGAUCAAGGCAUGAACCGGCACAACCUUCCUUGCAGUGUCCGUGUCCAUCAGUACGAGUCCUCGGGAACAGUGAACAAUGAUAAUUCAGAGCUCUUGGAUUCCCAAGUCCAAUAUACUGCUGAGCCUCAACUGUAUGGUAAUGCCACCAACGAGCAUCCCAGCAAUCAAGAUCAGAGUCAUAAUCUUCCUGAAGAGUGUUUAUCUUCAGAUGAAGGGACUCCCCCAAGUAUUAAAAAAAUCGUACAUGUGCUGGAGAAGGUCCAGUAUCUUGAGCAAGAAGUAGAAGAGUUUGUAGGAAAAAAGACAGACAAAGCAUACUGGCUUUUGGAAGAAAUGCUAACCAAGGAACUUUUGGAACUGGAUUCAGUUGAAACUGGGGGCCAGGACUCUGUCCGGCAGGCCAGGAAAGAGGCUGUUUGUAAAAUCCAGGCCAUACUGGAAAAAUUGGAAAAAAAAGGAUUAUGAAGGGAUUUAGAACAAAGGGGAAGCCUGUUACUAACUUGACCAAAGAACUCUUGAUUUUGGUUAACUACCCUCUUUUUGAAAUGCCUGUUGAGGAGAAGAAGCAAUACAUUCCAACUUUCCUUUGAUAUAAAACUUGAAAAACUGGUAAAGGACGUGGAAGAACAGUUGGGUUAUGAGUUGUUUUCAGUUUUCAGACCAAUGAAUGUAAUAGGAAGCUAUGGAGUUAUCAGUAUUGCCAAGUAGACUCACCCCUUAAGAAAUUUAUGGGUAUCUGCAAGCUGCUUCUUAUCAGCAGGAGGGAAAUCCACCUUAUGUAACAGGCUUAUCAGAAACCUACCGGAUAAGACUGGAUGUUGUCUGAGACAAACAGGCUCUGUUUUUUUAAACAUCUGGAUUACUUGUCACAUUUUUGUACAUUGUGACUGCUUUCACCGUACACUAUGUGUGUAAAUUAUAGCUUGGACUUCAGCCUU
This is a messenger RNA of Lagenorhynchus albirostris (white-beaked dolphin), 1873 nucleotides long. RefSeq names its product BAG cochaperone 4 (gene BAG4). The record is from RefSeq and is a predicted model, not a curated record. Bases 21 to 1400 code for a protein of 459 amino acids. Gene Ontology annotation, cellular component: cytosol; cytoplasm; nucleus. Gene Ontology annotation, molecular function: protein-folding chaperone binding; adenyl-nucleotide exchange factor activity. Gene Ontology annotation, biological process: protein stabilization. The transcript has 5 exons. NCBI's taxonomy places the organism in Eukaryota, Metazoa, Chordata, Mammalia, Artiodactyla, Delphinidae.